This is a messenger RNA of Bombus pascuorum, 1017 nucleotides long. RefSeq names its product uracil phosphoribosyltransferase homolog (gene kri). The record is from RefSeq and is a predicted model, not a curated record. Bases 102 to 827 code for a protein of 241 amino acids. The transcript is spliced from 7 exons. NCBI's taxonomy places the organism in Eukaryota, Metazoa, Arthropoda, Insecta, Hymenoptera, Apidae.
UCUUCUCAUGUCUACAUAAUAUAGUAGUAUCUAGUGCUACGCAUAGUACUUAGUAUAGUACCUGAUUGUACGAAGUUAGUACAUGCAUACAAGAAAUCAGCAUGGGUAGCACGGAGGUAACACCGAUUCCAAAGAAAUUAAACGAAAGCAACGAUAUCGCUGAUGUUUACGGGCCGAACUUAAAAAUCCUACCAUGCAAUAAUCAAGUGAAGGAACUGCAGACUAUAUUGCGAGACAAAAACACCACGAGGAGCGAUUUCAAGUUCUACGCCGACCGUCUGAUAAGACUAGUGAUAGAAGAAAGUUUAAAUCAAUUACCUUUCUCCAAAUGUGUGGUAACUACACCAACUGGUGCCAAAUAUAAUGGUUUGAAGUAUCAGAAAGGAAAUUGUGGAGUGUCUAUUGUAAGAAGUGGAGAAGCCAUGGAACAGGGCUUAAGAGACUGUUGUCGUAGUAUAAGAAUUGGGAAAAUAUUAGUUGAAAGUGAUGCAGACACUCAUGAAGCCAAAGUAGUUUAUGCAAAGUUUCCAGAUGAUAUAUCUGAAAGGAAAGUCUUACUUAUGUAUCCAAUAAUGAGUACUGGGAAUACUGUGAUAAAAGCAAUUGCUGUCCUAAAAGAACAUAAUGUAAUUGAAGAAAAUAUAAUUUUAUCAAAUUUAUUUUGUACACCAAUUGCAGCUAAGUCUCUAGUCACUGCCUUCCCUCAGAUGAAGAUUUUAACAUCAGAGAUUCAUAGCAUUGCUCCAAAUCAUUUUGGACAGAAAUACUUUGGAUGUUCUCGUUUCGUCGUAGGGGAGACUACAAACAUACAAGGGAAAGAUAUUUGAAGAAUUUGUGUUACGAAUAUACACACACGUUAUGCAGAUGUUAGAGUUUAAUUUCAUUUUUUAACAAAUUUCAAUUGAAAAUAAUUACCAAAAAGUUAAGGAAUAUAUUUUUUUAAUGUAAUUAUGCCAUACGUUUAAAAUAUUUCUGUAGUCAGUUUAUUACAUAAAAAUAGCUAAUUUAUCUAUUAAA